Daucus carota subsp. sativus is the source of this 1280-nucleotide messenger RNA. Its product is annotated as tRNA-uridine aminocarboxypropyltransferase A. The coding region runs from base 86 to 862 and encodes 258 amino acids. NCBI's taxonomy places the organism in Eukaryota, Viridiplantae, Streptophyta, Magnoliopsida, Apiales, Apiaceae. The transcript has 3 exons. The record is from RefSeq and is a predicted model, not a curated record.
UAACCUGGAAAAUAAUUUUAGCAGAAGUAGCAAAAGGAAAUUUCCUGAGGUGACAUCAAAACUGAAAAUUUGGGGGGCCCUCUCAAUGGAAGCAAACCUAACGGAAAACGUCGGCGGAAACACACGGCGGCGAAUUUGCACCACCGGGUGCGACAGACCAAUCAACGUAUGUCUCUGCGAUAAAAUCCCCCGCGAUAAAAUCGGCACCAUAACAAAGAUAAUCAUAAUACAACACCCACACGAGAGACGACACAAGCUCGCUACUGUUCCGGUACUCGCCAAGUGUCUUGAUAACUGUGAGAUCGUCUUCGGUCGCCGACUGCGCCGUACGGUCUCUCCAUUUCUCGAUUCGCUGUGCGCUGAUGCUGUUGCGCACCCUCAGAAUGCGCGCCGUGUCGUGUUUUUGUUCCCUGGUACAGAGACAAUGCCAUCAUUAGAUAUUGAUGAGUGGAAAUCGUUGCAUGGCGAUGCUAAUGUUAUGAGCAAUCUCGUUUUGAUUGCUUUUGAUGCGACUUGGAAGCAUGCCAAGGAGAUGGUUCAAGCUAGCUUACCCUUUUUAACCAAGUUUGCCAUUCAGAUUUCUUUGCCUUGUAAAGUUGAGGUAGACGGUGACUCGAUUUAUACUUCUGAUUUAACACUUCGGAAAGAACCGUUCAGUGGGUGUAUGAGUACGUUGGAGGCUAUUGCAAGAUGCUUGCGGAUUCUUGAACCAAAUGGGGCUGAGAUUGAGUCAAGAUUGAUUGAGCUUUUGAAAGAUAUGGUAAAGCUUCAAGCUUGUUUUCUAAAGCCCAUGAAGCCGAGAGUGAAGCUUUCAAAGAAGAGUAAAAGCAUAGGUAUCGAGAAUGGAGCUGAUAAAGAUUGAAAAACUUGAAGCAGUUCAGGGUCUAAGAAAAAUGCUCACAUGUGAAGGAAAUAACAAACUGAGCAAGUGUAACUCUAUGAUAACUGGUUAUAUAAACUAUGAAUGCUGGAAGUUGGGACUCAAGGACAAACUUCAUCAAUUGAUGUCAACACUUGACAUAUGCUCUAGGAACCUGGGCUAACAUAGAAUGAUGAGAAGAAUUUUUGCUUUUUUGGUGGGGAAGCUCUUUGCGAAAACAACACAAGGCAGAUCCUCAAUCUUCAACUAAGGGGGCAAACAGACUCUGAUACGACUCAAUUUACGAAUGCUGAUAAUAUUCUUUCACGAGAAUCCAGUUAGCUGACAGUGCAAGAAAAGGUAAUUGCUAGUAUAUAUUCGAGCGCAAAGAAGUAGAAAGAAAGAUAAAUGAAGUAGCUAU